Molecule: messenger RNA, 855 nt
Organism: Epithele typhae
Lineage: Eukaryota; Fungi; Basidiomycota; Agaricomycetes; Polyporales; Epitheliaceae
Product: enoyl-CoA hydratase/carnithine racemase
Exons: 7
Coding region: 1-855 (284 amino acids)
Biological process (GO): fatty acid beta-oxidation
Cellular component (GO): mitochondrion
Molecular function (GO): enoyl-CoA hydratase activity
Source: RefSeq, a predicted model, not a curated record
AUGGGCAAGACAAGCUCCCCGCCGCAGCCUCCGGCUCACUCGGAAGAGGUCAAGCUGUCAUUUCCGCAGGAGCAUGUCAUGCUCUUAACGUUCAACAGGCCAAAGUCACUGAAUGCGAUCACGCCGACCAUGACUUCGGAUAUCAAAACCAUUCUGGACUGGUUUGACAAUGAGCCUAGUCUUUGGGUACUCGUCGUCACCGGUGAAGGCCGCACGUUCUGUGCAGGCGCAGACCUAUUCGCGUGGAACAAACGCCAGGCCACGCAAGGCGGCGACGGAGACCAAGCGGAUGUCCUCGGGUUGCCAGACGGCUUCGCCUCCCUUUCACGCCGCUUCCCGACCUCCAAGCCCGUCAUCGCGGCCGUGAACGGCGGCGCUUACGGAGGCGGGAUGGAGCUCAUCCUCAACUGCGACAUAGUUAUCGCCAGUGCGGACGCGAAGCUAGCGCUGCCCGAGGUCAAGCGGGGAGUCGUCGCUGUCCAGGGAGGCAUGCCGCGUCUUGCGCGUAUAGCAGGACAUCAGUUGGCGAGCGAGAUGCUGCUCACGGGCAAGGCGAUCACAGCACAAGACGCGGCGACACGCUUCGGCUUCGUAAACCAGGUGGUCCCGAAGGAGAAGGUCAUCUCGACGGCACUGGCCUGGGCGGCUGAGAUUAACUCGAAUAGCCCUGACUCCGUGCAGAGCACGAAACGCGCUCUGUUGCUCGCUGGCCGUCUGGGAGUGGAGGAAACGGUAAUUGCGCAUAUCAACUCUGCGGAAAGUAAGAGGCAGUUCCGCAGUGAGAACAUCCAGGAGGGACUGAGGGCGUUCACCGAAAAACGCCAACCAGUGUGGAAGAACCCCGCAAAACUGUAA